AUGGCGGAUCCAACCAACACCCCAAUGCCACCAAGCACGCCCGUGCCGGCAUCGACCCCACGUUCAUCUUCGCCUGCCCCUCCACUGCCUGACAUCAUCACAAACGGACUCGGCGCCGCUGCCGCCGCGGCUGCGCUCCCCGCGUCCCUGGAUCGCCUGUCCCCGGUCGCCAGGAGACCCCGCGUGCUGCAUAUUGGCGACCCCAUCAAGUACAACUUUGAAACGUACGCCUCCUUCUCGACCUGCUGCGAAAUCAUUCGGCCGUCGACCCCGGAGCGCGCGAGGCCGGAAUUUAUCAAGGCUCUAAAGGAAGAGCGAUGGGGUGACUUUGAUGCCAUCUUUCGGCCGUUUUGGGGCACGGGCGGCGAGAUGGGCCAGUGGGAUGCCGAGCUCAUCCAGUUGCUCCCGCCCAGUGUCAAGGUCUUUGCGAGUGCCGGCGCGGGGUUCGACUGGGCCGACACGAAGCUCCUAGGUAGCAGAGGCGUCAUCUACUGCAACUCGGGGCUCGCGGCGGCUGAAGCAGUGGCCGACUUUGGCGUCGCCAUGAUCAUUUCUACCUUUCGUCAUCUCCCCUGGUGCAUCACCGCGUCUGGUGACGGCGCCGCUUUCAAAGACUGCCACGCCCGAGCGACCGGGGUAUCCCGGAACCUUCGCGGACAGGUCUUGGGCAUCAUCGGCAUGGGAAAUAUCGGCCAGCAGCUUGCCGUCCGCCUCCGACACGGCUUCGCGAUGGAGAUUCACUACCACGACGUCUUGCGCAAGCCCGUACGGCUAGAGAAGACGUUUGAUGCCACCUUCCACGACACGCUCGAGUCGCUGGUCCGGGCUUCCGAUUGCGUGGUUCUGUGCACGCCCUCGGGGCCCAAGGUUAUCACGUACGAGAGCGGCGCUCGCUUCGUCAACGUUGCGAGGGGUAGCUUGGUGGACGAAGAGGCCUUGGCGGGGGCGCUCGAGGACGACCUCAUCAGUGCCAUUGCGCUGGACGUGCAUGCUUCGGAACCUCACCCGCACCCAAGGCUGCUCAAGUUUGCGGGUGAGAGGGCGAUGCUGACGUGCCAUAAUGCUGGCGGUACGGUGGAAACGCAUCGAGGAUUCGAGGAACUGAGCAUGCGAAAUAUUAUGGCGGCCAUGGCGGGGAGCGAUCCCAUCACCCCGGUGAACAUGCAAUAUCUUGUGAGAAAGUCGGCACUCUAG
This is a messenger RNA of Parascedosporium putredinis, 1194 nucleotides long. NCBI's taxonomy places the organism in Eukaryota, Fungi, Ascomycota, Sordariomycetes, Microascales, Microascaceae. The record is from the annotation of a GenBank genome assembly.